AUGGUUGACACUGAUUCCUCCUAUGGGAGGAGACUUAUUCCCCAGAUCCUUGAUCGCCUGGCGAAGGCGGAUCCAGAACGCAUCGUCUACUCCAUUGCCAGCUUUUCAGAUGGUGUCCCAGCAUUCAAGGAUAUCAACGCACGAGAUUUUGCACGGGCCGUUGACAAAACAGCAUGGUGGCUCUAUAAACAUCUCAAUGAAAUGAAUGCAGCCCCCAACGGCGAUCCGGCACAGGAGCAUGCUGUAACACAGAAGCCGCCGAAGAUCCAAUCUUUGGGUUACAUUGGACCUCAUGACAUUCGGCAUGUGCUGUUGACCUAUGGUGCUGUCAAGGCUGGCUGUGCUGCCCUCUUUCUUUCGCCAAAGAACAACAUCACCGGUGCGUUAGCUGUUCUCAAUGCUUCAGAUUGCAAUAUUUGGGUGAAGCCCCGAGAGCAAGCAACGCUCCCCCUAGUGGAAGGGAUUUUGCAGGAGAAGUACAUGAGAGUUCUCGAUCUCCCGAGUGUAGAUGAGCUUCUGGACUCCGAGUCAACAGAGCCAUUCGUGUUUGAUAAGGCCUUCGAGAGUGUCAUCAACGAGCCAUUUUGCAUAUUGCACACUUCGGGAACUACUGGCGUACCAAAGCCAAUUCUGUGGACGCACGGUUUGAUCGGUACCAUGGAUGCCGUUAGACUGCUGCCUCCAAUCGAAGGUGAUGGUGGGCUGGCUCCUUGGACGGACAAUUGGAAUGAAGGUGAUCGGAUCUACUCCUCCUUUCCUAUGAGCCAUGGUGCCGGUGUAAUCAUGGAUAUACUUAUGCCUUCUUUGUUCAAUCUUCAUUGUAUCCUUGGGCCUUCGGGUGUCUUGCCCAAUCUAGGACUGAUUGAGUCACUCACUGGUCAUGUCGACAUAUGGAGUAUGGUACCUUCACUUGUGGACGAGCUAGGCGAGAACUCAGAAGCUUUGGCCAAGUUCAAGUCUUCCAAGUUCAUUUGCGCCUCUGGUGGUCCCGUCAGCCCCGCCAUUGUUUCCAAGGUCAAUGAAGUAGUCAGGGUACUCAACCUCACAGGCACAACGGAAGGUCUCUUUAUCGGCAAUCUUUGGGUUCCGAGAGAAGACUGGCAUUGGUUUGCUUUUCAUCCCUACUCAGGAUUUGAGUUCAAAGAGGUGCAGCCUGGUGUAUACGAACACUGGGUACACCGUAAUGAGCACUGGGCUCUAUUCCAGGGGAUAUUCUAUACCUUCCCUGACCAGGACUCAGUCAAUCUCAAGGAUCUGUACAUCAGACACCCGACGAAUCCAAAUCUCUGGGCCUUCAGUGGUAGAAGUGAUGAUGUCGUUGUACUCUCCAAUGGGUACAAGAUCUCUCCCUUGGACACAGAGGCUUUGGUAACGACGCAUCCUGCAGUCGAAGGCUGCCUUAUGAUUGGCACUGGGAAACCUCAAGCAGGUCUUCUGAUUGAGCUCAAAGACCACUCCGAGAAGAACAACGAGCUGUUCGAUAGCAUCUGGGCGAUCGUUGAGAGGGCAAAUAACUCUACUUUCCAGAAGACUCGACUGCAAAGAGAGUAUAUAGCCUUCUCCGAGGUAGACAGGCCCUUUAUACGAACAGACAAACAGACCAUCAAACGCCGCGCCACUCUAGAUCUUUAUGCAGACUUUAUCGAGCGCUUCUACAUCUCCCGAGAUGAGGAAGCUGAGGAUGAAGAUUUUGAUGCAUUCUCGAUCGACACUACAUCGAUUGACACCGUGAGAGAAUCGGUCUCUCAUGUUAUACGGUCUGUUUUGCCAGAGGUUGAGGACUUCCCGACCGACGAGGACGUCUUUGACCUCGGCUUAGACUCUCUUCUCGUUUUUCGAGUCAUCAGAAUCAUCCGCGCCGUUACAGGGCUGGAGGAAAGGCUGGCUCCCCGCCAUUUGUAUGCCCAUCCAACGAUAGACGAAUUUUCUGUCCAGCUUCUCAAGAUAUUGGAAGAAGAAAAGGCCAGGAAAACUGCGAUGAGCUUAUUGAGUGACGCGGAGACAAGCGCAACGGCAGACAAACCAUGUUCAAGCAUCGAAUGUGAUGAGAUGAAGAAGAUUGUAGGUGAUCGCAAGCGACAUCUGGGAUCCAAGAUGAACCCAUUUGAUGCUGUCAAUCCCAAUCACUACAUGGGUCUCAACUUCUACUUUGCUCUUCUGCCAGGCGUCAGCUUCGACGAAGCCUUUGCCAAGUUACAGGCUGGACUUGUUCGUGCCUUUGAGAUCAUUCCCGAGCUUGACGGCAGAAUGAUGCUGGCCUCGGAGCACGAGUUUGGAUAUAAGAAAGGCGAGUAUCGCAUUACGAUACCUCCUCACCCGUUGCCAGCCUCCUCCAAGCCGAGGCAGUUGGUCUACAAAGACCUUUCUCGGGUCCUUCCGUCAUUUGGGAAGAUGCGUCAAGCAGGCUUCUCGCCAUCUUUGUUCAGCGAUGACCUUGUACUAGAUUGUCCACCUUUCCCUCCGAUGCCAGCAGAUAUACUCGUCGCACAGGCCAAUUUCGUUGAAGGUGGGUGCAUUUUGGCCACCAACUUCAUUCACACCUGUCUAGAUGCUGUUGGCGUCAUGGUGGCAAUUAGAGUAUGGGCCGAGUGCUGUCGGUAUCUUGACGGCGAUGAGACGGCAACGUGUGACUGGUUCGAUCCCGAAAGCUUCAAUCAUGAUCUUCCUGAGAUUAUUUGGGAGCAAGAAGGAUAUGCAAAGCCGGUUCAUGAGGUUGAUCCUGGCACGUGGGGGUUUCUUCCUUUCACGCCCGAGAUUGGCGUCGACCUGCGCAAUGGGACAGCCUCUCACAACGAGAUCAUGGCUGCCAAAAAGCCUCGUACUACGCAGAAUACUCUCCCUCCCGCCCCUAUGUUCCCGGGAAGCCCAGUAUGGCCCGCUGCUCCGAGCGAGCGAUCACUCAGCACUACAGUCUUCCUUCUUUCCGGGGAGAGCAUCCAUAAACUCAAACAAGAAGCCCUGACAGAUCCUGGAACCAAGGGUGUCUCUACAUCAGUGAUUGACAUCGUGCAAGCCUUUUUCUGGCGUGCGUCAAUCAAGUCUAGAUAUAGAGUGGCCAAGGAGAUCAGGAACCAGGUGUUUCAGCCUGAUGAGCUGUCAAUUCUCGAAAUGCCAAUUGAUGGCCGGCCUUACUUUUCGUCACUGUUGCCGUCGUCCUACAUGGGCAGUUUGCUUGUUAUGAACCGCCCAGUCAUGUCCAUCGAAACUCUCUGCUCUCCCGAAACAAACAUCUCACAGAUUGCGCGCGUGAUUCGAGAGGCAGCCGCACGAAUCACGCCAUCACUCGUCCAUGACACAUUUACUCUACUGCGUUCCAUGACAGACUAUAGUAAGCCAGCAACAGCAAACAUGGGUCUCGAACACAUGAACGCCAUGAUAUCCAACAUGAUGCUGUUUCAGACAAGCGACAUCUCGUUUGGUGACUCAUUCUUUGAGGGGGGAAGCCCGGAAACAAUGCGGCCACAGAUUGAACGUGGUCAUAGACGAUUUCGUUUCUUGGUCAUCUCUCCCAUGAGAAAGGAUGGUAGCGUGGAGCUCGUGCUCGGAACCUUGCCGGAGGAAUUAAACAUGUUCAUGAGUGAUGAGGAGUUCACCAAGUAUGCAGUCUUGUUGGAUCAUAAGCGAGCUUGA
Fusarium musae is the source of this 3630-nucleotide messenger RNA. RefSeq names its product putative NRPS-like protein biosynthetic cluster. The coding region runs from base 1 to 3630 and encodes 1209 amino acids. NCBI's taxonomy places the organism in Eukaryota, Fungi, Ascomycota, Sordariomycetes, Hypocreales, Nectriaceae. The transcript is spliced from 5 exons. The record is from RefSeq and is a predicted model, not a curated record.